Messenger RNA from Fusarium pseudograminearum CS3096, 2307 nucleotides. RefSeq lists its product as uncharacterized. Gene Ontology annotation, cellular component: fungal-type vacuole membrane; vacuolar transporter chaperone complex. The record is from RefSeq and is a predicted model, not a curated record. Bases 1 to 2307 code for a protein of 768 amino acids. The transcript is spliced from 3 exons. NCBI's taxonomy places the organism in Eukaryota, Fungi, Ascomycota, Sordariomycetes, Hypocreales, Nectriaceae.
AUGCGCUUCGGUCGAACCCUUCGCGAGUCCGUCUACCCGCCAUGGAAGGACAAGUACAUUGAGUACGCAAAGCUUAAGAGCUUGCUACGGGAGGACGUGGCCGACGACGAUAACCAACCAUGGACUGAGGAAGAUGAGACUCGUUUCUGCGAAGAGAUCUUCAACAACCAACUCGAAAAGGUUGCUCAGUUCCAAGAGCAGCGCUUCAAUGCUCUCAAGGAGCGGGUUGAAUCAUCUUUUGAUAAGCUCAAGGAGCUGGCUCCUGUCGAGUCAGAGGAGGAUGGAGGCCCUUCUAAGGGCGACAUCUCGGCCACCCGCCUGCGCGCUCUGGAGUCGGAGCUUGACGAGAUCACCAACGAGGUCCGUGAGCUCAAGAAGUACAGCCAAAUCAACUACACUGGCUUCCUCAAGAUCAUUAAGAAGCACGAUCGUAAGAGAGGAGACCGCUACAAGGUCCGGCCCAUGAUGCAGUUGAGCUUGUCUCAGCGACCUUUUAAUUCCGAGACUGGUUAUUCUCCCCUCCUCAACAAGCUUUCCAUUAUGUACUUUGCUAUCCGGCAACAGCUAGAGGAGACUGGAGAGCAGCUUCCGCCCUUGGAUCUUGAGUCUCAGGGCGAGACGCACAAUGGUGAACGCUACACUGCUCACAAGUUCUGGGUCCAUCCCGAUAACCUACUCGAGGUCAAGACAGUCAUCCUGCGACAUCUGCCUGCCCUUGUCUACAGCGAAAAGUCCGCCAAGGAGCUUGACGGUAGCGAUUCGCCAUCUAUCACCUCCCUUUACUUCGACAACAAAAAGUUCGAGCUUUACGGAGAAAAGGUUAACCGCCAGUCUGAAGCAACCUCGUUGCGUCUUCGCUGGUAUGGACAGCUGGCCACCCGACCUGAAAUCUUUGUUGAGGAGAAGACAGUCGACGCAAAGGGUGGCAGCCAGGAUCUGAAAUUCUCCAUCAAAGACAAAUACGUCAAGUCAUUCGUUGAUGGCGAUUACAAGACGGAGAAGGCUAUCCAAAAGCUAAAGAGACAAAGCUUUGCUCCUGAAAAGAUCCAGGAGUUCGAGCAGACGGUUGGCACAAUCCAGAAAUAUCUCAAGGAAAAGAACCUCAGCCCUGUUCUGAGGGCCAACUAUGUCCGCACGGCCUUCCAGAAGCCUGCUGACGACCGCAUCCGUAUUGCUAUUGAUACCAAUGUGGCAUUUAUCCGAGAAGAUACGCUCGAUCGCAGCCGUCCUUGCCGUGAUCCGAACGAGUGGCACCGCCUCGACAUUGACGAGAGCGAGAUGAAAUAUCCCUUCAAGAACAUCAACCAGAGCGAAGUCAACCGAUUCCCGUAUGCCCUUCUUGAGAUCAAGCUAAAGGAUGAUGGCCUGCGAAAGCGACCCACCUGGAUCGAGGACUUGAUGGUGUCUCACUUGGUUCACCCAACCCCACGCUUCUCCAAGUUUGUGCAUGGUAUUGCGGUCCUUUUCGAAGACUUCGUCAACAGCUUGCCCUUCUGGCUCAGCGAUCUUGAAUCCGAUAUCCGCAAAGACCCUCAGAAGACUUUUGAGGAAGAGGAGCAACGACGUGCCCAACGACACGAGGAUGUCAUGGCUGUGGGCAGUCUUAUCGGAGCCGGGGCAAAGUCAGGAUCUUACAAGCCUACACAGAGCUCGCCAGUGAGUAAGUCAUAUCUAGCGGACCGCAUGUCUAGGGAUUCGAUUGCCAAAACGCUUAACAGGCAGACCUCGACGCCUGGAAACGGAGAAGAGGUCGGAGAAAGCAGUGGCCAACACCAGGAAGAGCAGGGAAGGUCAUACGGGACACUGUCAUCUGUCAUUCCCGGUUUCUCGUUAUCCAAGUACUCUCGGGCCAAGCGAGCGUCUCAGCAGCCACUGCCAGAAGGCGUAGUAGCGCCGACACAAUGGAUCAAGAACAUGGGCGAGCUUAAGGUUGAGCCCAAGGUUUGGCUUGCUAACGAGCGAACGUUCCUCAAAUGGCAGCACAUUUGUAUUCUUCAGGGUGGCCUGGCCAUUGGUUUAUACACAGCCGCGGGUGAGAACACAAUUGCUUCUGUUAUCGGGCUUUUGUUCGUUCUCAUUGCCGUAUUCGCCGGAGCUUGGGGCUAUGGUAUGUUGAGAGUCCGACGAACCAUGAUUGUAGAGCGAAGUGGUAAGGAUUUUGACAACAUGAUUGGACCCAUGAUUAUCAGUGUCUCGUUGAUGUUUGUGCUUAUUCUCAACUUUUUCUUUGCGUGGCGAGAAGCUUAUGGACGAUUCAACAAUGGUAACAAUGAUGCGGGAGAGCUUUUGUCGGAAGACCUCAAGUAG